AUGGCUACCACUACCACCACCACCACAGAAACGGUCGAGUUACACACCUACGACGCCACGACCUACGGACAUUCUCGGCACGAGGAAGAAUGCCCACCACCCGAUGACAAUGUCACAACAGCCAUCCAACCACUCGAAGUAACAGGAGUCGUCAAAUUGAAAGUCUUCAGCGCUGCAUUUUGCUUUCUCAACGCUGGAAUCAACGACGGCAGUCUCGGUGCCCUGAUCCCCUACAUCCUCCGCCACUAUGACAUCUCCACCGCGUGGAUGGCCAUACCCUACGGCACCGCGUUCGCCGGAUGGCUCGUCGCCGCUCUGGUCGGUGGCUAUGCUCGAGUCACGCUGGGCACAGGCGGUGUGAUUGUCGCAGGGGCCGUUCUACAGUUCCUCACGCAGGUGUUCAGGUUCUGGUUUCCGCCUUUCGGGAUCUUCUCUUUUUCCUUCUUUCUGGUCGCACUCGGACAGGGCCUACAGGAACCGCAGGCCAACACCUUUGUCACGACACUCAAAUCGGCACACCGCUGGCUUGGCUUGAUUCACGGCUGUUACGCACUGGGAGGAUUUGCGGGACCGUUGAUUGCGUCUGCUAUAGCGGCGAACUCCAAUGGCAAUUGGGCUGCAUUCUACUACGUACCACUUGGCAUUGGCGCGCUCAAUUUGAUCCUAUGCAGCUACGCUUUCAAAGACGAGACGACCUUCCGCCAACGCCAUCGCCAGACCUCGGGACAACGAGCGAGUGCAACCGCCUUCUCCGAACUCAAGGCAACUUUGAAGCUGAAGGCCGUCUGGCUUGUAAGCGUCUUCUUCUUCCUCUAUCUCGGCGCAGCCAUCACCGCAGGGGGUUGGGUCGUGGAAUUCUUGGUCGUUGUGAGAGAUGGACGUCUCUCGAGGGUAGGCUACAUCUCGAGUGCCUACAAUGGCGGUACCGCACUGGGUCGGUUCCUGUUGGCUGAGCCCACAUUUCGACUCGGCGAGAGGCGGAUGCUCUUGCUCUACUCUGUCCUCGCCGUGGCUUUGCAGGUGGUGUUCUGGCAGGUGCCGAAUAUCGUGGUCAACGCUGUCAGCGUCAGCUUCCUGGGCUUCGUAUUGGGCCCAUUCUUCGCGACUGCAGUUUCUGUUGGCUCCAAGUUGAUACCGAAAGAACUGCAGCAAUCUGGAUUGGCAUUCAUCUUUGUCAUGGCUCAGGCAGGCGGCGCCAUAUUCCCCGCGGUAACGGGUGUCAUAUCAUCACAGUCAGGAGUUGAAACCCUCCAACCGAUCUUGGUGGGCCUGCUCGCGGCGAUGACGGUGGCCUGGGCCAUCGUACCCAUUCCAAAGAAGAUGAGCGUGCAAUGA
Messenger RNA from Zasmidium cellare ATCC 36951, 1335 nucleotides. RefSeq lists its product as uncharacterized. Bases 1 to 1335 code for a protein of 444 amino acids. NCBI's taxonomy places the organism in Eukaryota, Fungi, Ascomycota, Dothideomycetes, Mycosphaerellales, Mycosphaerellaceae. The transcript has 2 exons. Gene Ontology annotation, biological process: transmembrane transport. The record is from RefSeq and is a predicted model, not a curated record. Gene Ontology annotation, cellular component: membrane. Gene Ontology annotation, molecular function: transmembrane transporter activity.